Molecule: messenger RNA, 2205 nt
Organism: Pieris napi
Lineage: Eukaryota; Metazoa; Arthropoda; Insecta; Lepidoptera; Pieridae
Gene: Scgalpha
Product: alpha-sarcoglycan
Exons: 10
Coding region: 136-1641 (501 amino acids)
Cellular component (GO): sarcoglycan complex; membrane
Molecular function (GO): calcium ion binding
Source: RefSeq, a predicted model, not a curated record
CGCUUCUACUCUCUUAAUUAUACAUCUGUAAUAUUUGUAUCUUAACUUAGUCUGUGCUUGUACGUCACGCCCUAUUUCGGGGUCAUACUUGCUAUUUUAAUCGGUCAAUAACGUAAAUAAAUGGAAUAAAUUAAAAUGUACGGACUGCUGUGUUUGCUGCUAUUCAGCUGUGCAUAUGCGCACGAAUAUAAUGCAGUCGAAACCGAAAUGUUCGCGAUACCAAUAAGUCCUAACCUAUUUAAUUGGACAUAUCAAGAGUUCGAUCAGCAAUACCGCUUCCAUGCAUCUCUAAUAGGCAAACCUGAGCUUCCGUCAUGGUUGCGGUACAUCUACAGUGGAAGACAUCACUCAGGGUUCAUUUUUGGAACUCCACCGAGAGGCACUGAAUCGCCCAUUACGUUAGAGGUAAUUGGUUUAAAUCGUCAAGACUAUGAAACACGAAGAGUUUUAUUGACACUCCGCGUUCAACCAAAAUUGAAUAUGGCGAAACAUGAAGUGGAGCUUAAAAUUGACAAUCUAAAUGUGGAGGAUUUACUGGAUGAGCACAGAAUGACCCGCCUCAAAGACAUAUUGCGAACAAAGUUAUGGACGGAAAGCAGUGGCGAUCUCUACGCUACAUUUUUAGCAUCCGCUAUUGACUUAGGUGCUAGACAUCCAUUGAAACCUAGUGAUGGAGAAGGCCUAGUUGUCCGCUUAGGCAGCAUAACACCCUUCUCAAGUGAAUUACAAAGACUGCGGGAAGAAGUGAGACCGCUCUCUCGUCUCCCGAGCUGUCCUCGUGAAUUCAAACGUACUACAGUCGAAAGGCUGUUUAGAGACGCUGGACUGACGCUUGACUGGUGCAGCUUUGAACUGUACAACACAAUAUACAACGACCGCAGCACACUUCGUUUGGAAUACUUAACGGAAAUACCAAACACAAAAGUGGAUUCAAAACUUCCUCUAAAAACCAACUCUUGGUCAGCUCCGAGCAGACACGAUCUGCCCAGUAGAAGUUACAUUCACCAAGUGUCCGUGACUAUAGCUGUUCCAUUAGUGCUGAUGCUGCUCUCUGUUGCCGCAUUGAGCGCUGUUCUCUGCUUCCAUUAUGCUUCUAUGAGAGAUCCAGAAUCAGAACGCUUUUUGAACGACAUUUUUCAUAUCUGUAUAGAUUAUAGAAAAAGGAGAGCUAAUAAAUCAGCAAAAGUCGAGCUUUGCAGAUAUGGAACUGGCAACACUGAGCAAAGCCAAAUAGCCGAUGAUGUAAGCACCAAAAGCUUAGGAACAAGCCCAAACAACAGCUUACCUCGCCCAUACAGUCCAAAGUCAACGACGAACUUAGCUGGAAAUUACAAUCGACCACAGCCGCCGCCCUACCUCGGCUCGGCCACCAACUCCCUCCACCAUCGCAAAUCUCACACACCAUCGCACACCCCAGAACAUCGCCAUCUCGCGCUAGAAGAAUCCCUUAAACUUCUAAACGAAGCAAACAUCACAGAACUUGAUAAUUUAUUGAAGAACCCAAUCGUUGAUUUUAACGACGGCGCUGAGGACUACGUCCCAAUAAAACCGGAGUUUGUAAAACCUGAAAUCGGUUUUACGGUUAAACCGGUUAAUGAGGAUUUGGCCAGGUAUGGUAUCGUCGGCGUGGGCCCCAUUUGACAAGAUGACAAUGGAGAAGCUGUCAAGACUUGGUUUUGUUAAUGCUUCGAAUGAAUAUACCAAGCGAAGGCAUUGCAUUUCUUCGGCAUUUAAAUCUUUGCUACAUUAAGUAGAAAAACGUACACAUACAUAUAAUAAAGGUAAUAGAUUUACUAGCACGUGUUGAUUAUACGGGUCAACACAAUGUUUGACUGUAACUUUAAAGCUUAAAAGAUCGAUAUUUUAUGUCGUACAUAGGCGAAAACGUAUGUAACAUUAAAAGUUUGCAUUUAGGAGACAGAUAUUAUUCAAAAACUGUGGUUUUCAUUUUUAAUUAAACGUUAAACCAUUAAAUUUAAUAUCUGUAUUUAAGCCUAGGGGUUUAUUCAAGAUGCCUUAACAGUAGUGUAGGUAGAAAGUCGAAAACUUAUGUAAAUGACAGUUCAUGUCAACAAAGUUUCAUACAAAUUUAGUUUUCAGCUUUCUACAUACACUACUGUUAAUGCGUCUUGUCUGAGCCCUCUGUUUGUUGUUUAUUACUCGAGUGCCAUCUAGCGGCACUCUGGGAACGUAAAAACCCACUUU